Messenger RNA from Ceratina calcarata, 1487 nucleotides. RefSeq lists its product as uncharacterized. The record is from RefSeq and is a predicted model, not a curated record. The coding region runs from base 575 to 955 and encodes 126 amino acids. The transcript has 3 exons. Lineage: Eukaryota; Metazoa; Arthropoda; Insecta; Hymenoptera; Apidae.
CAGAGCGUGGUUACUAAACUUGGUUAAACGUGCAGUGAAGAGGUUAAUUGACCAUGUGCCUCUUAAGAUUGAUAAAUUAUAAAUGAUUGGAAAUCAGUGACUUUAUUAAGAAAUAACAUGAGAAAUAAUGAACAAACUAAUAGAGGAAAGGUGUGAAAAAGAAUCUUUGAGUUUGAUUAAAAACAGACUGAGAUGUAAAUGGAUUUAAAUGUGAAACUUGCUCGAGUGAACAGAAGCACGUGUUCGUGAAAGUAGAGAUAACGCGAAAAUUUGUCAUGAUGAUGAACCCCGACGAUCUGAUUGUGCCCAUUUUUGACGGCAGGGACUACGCUUUGUGGAAAAAGAGAAUUCUACUGUAUUUGAAGAUGAGAAAAUGUAGCGAACCAGCGGCGCGUGAGAAAACGUCCGGCGACAAGCAAGACGAAUGGGAGGACAAGAAUACGAAAGCUAUGAAUCACAUAUACUCAAGCAUUUCUAAUACGCAGCUUGAGUUUGUAGGAGAUGAAGACUCGGCGUUCAAGAUAAUGAAAAAAUUUGAUCAGUUGUAUAUCAAGGAGUCGACCGCACUGCAAAUAUGUGUGUCACAAAAGAGGGCAUUACCAACAGGAUUGUAGAAGCGCUUGGCAAGGAGGUGGUCAAACUCCACAAUAUAACAACAGAAAUCAAGAUAUACAAAACUAUUGGAACAACGGCGGAAGAGGCCAAGAUAACGGCUCAAGAGGUUACGGAUACAAUCGGGGAAGAGGUAACUAUAGAGGCCGAGGCAACGGUCAGCGAAACAGAGGAAGAGUAUGACAGCAAUGGCAUGGAAACCGAUGGCAGCAAUGGCAGGGCAACGGAUGUCAACGCGACGCCAGAUACGCCCAGAACGAGAGACCUGGGGCCAACAUCAACGAGACUUUCUUCACCAGGAUGGAAUAUGAAAUGGUUAUCAAAAAAUAGAAUGGAUACUUGAUAGUGGUUGCUCUGACCACAUUGUAAAUAAUGAAUCAUAUUUCAAUGAACUUGAAAAUUUAGUAGAGCCUAUGUAUGUUCGUCUGGGUAAUGGUACUCCACUAAAAGUAAAUAAAGUUGGAAAGGUUUUGAUGUAUUCAAUAGCAAAUAACAUAGAAACUGAAAUAAUGGUACCAAAUGUAUUUUAUAUCAAAGAAAUGGAUAAAAAUCUACUAAGUUUCGCCAAAAUAACAAACAAUUAUAAGUUCUUUGCUGAAGGAAAUUAUGCAAUAAUAGUCAAUAAGAAUAACCAAAUCAUUAGCACGCCGUACAAGUCGAAUAACAUAUAUAGAUUAGAUGGUUAUAUAAAGAAACAAAAUAUGUAUGCUAAUAAUACAGAUAAAAUGACGGAAAAAGAAAAAUUUCACAGAAUGUUAGGGCACGUAAACUUUAAUUAUCUAAAUGAAAUGUGCAAAAAUAAUUUAGUUGAUGGAAUACCAAAAAAAUUAGAAGAUGUUCACCUCAGAUGCGGGACGUGUAUUCAAAACAAAAUG